Molecule: messenger RNA, 6550 nt
Organism: [Torrubiella] hemipterigena
Lineage: Eukaryota; Fungi; Ascomycota; Sordariomycetes; Hypocreales; Clavicipitaceae
Source: the annotation of a GenBank genome assembly
GCAACUUGUUCGAUCCGUUGACCCACUUUUGCUGAGAGCGCGUCAAAACUCCUCUCUGUUGGACGACCUAAUCGCAAGUCCCCGUCUAUUGUUUGCUCGGGUACGUGCUGCUGGUUAUUCCGUUUUAUUCCUUCUUGUAUUAUUAGCGGCUUCCAAUACGUUUCACAACCAGUCUAUAUAAUCAACACACAUUGCCACCCGCCGCCAGCGCCUGUUUGAGUUUCAUGGUUCUCAUCGCCUAACUCCAACAUCUACGCCAACGGCAUGGCGCUGGUCAUCACAGAGGCGCAGGCCGAGCUCAUUAGCUCUCUGUCGCCCGACGAUAUCCCCCACAAGCUGCGAUGCGCCAACUGCAGCAAGCUUGCCGUCAACGCAUUCCGUUUGCCAUGCUGUGAACAAGCUAUCUGCGAAAAUUGCCACUCGAAUCUUCCAACGUCCUGCCCCGUCUGCGAGCACUCGCCACUCUCUGCCGACGACUGUACUCCUCACAAAUCUUUGCGCACGACAAUCAAAGUAUUCCUACGAACGGCCGAGAAGAAGCGAGAGGCGAACCGACCAAAAGAGGUUCAGCCAGCACCAGAACCUGCUUCGGAAGAAACACCACAAGUUGCCGCUCCGCCAGCCAACGAGGCUGGUACUGAUGAUGCACCUGUGCCACCAACAGAGGAGGAUGAAGCCAGCGAAUUACAGCAGCCUACCAACACGGAGGCUUCUCAAUCAGAAGUAGCGACCAACGAGCCGACACAGGACGCUGACACCACCGAUCCGUCGCAAAGCAUGCAACUCACUAAACCCGAGGGCGGCGAUGGCGAACAAACACAAGGCGACAAUGAAAACGGCAAGGAACAGAACAACGGUGAUGUCGAAGGCGAAGGCGAAGGCGAUGACGGCAAUAACGAGUCGCAAGAUGGCGCUUCGAACAACGGGUUUUCUGGCGGCGAUAUGAACCAGAUGCAGAUGAUGAUGGCCAUGCAGAACGGCAUGGGAGGAUCGUUUCCCAAUUUCCCCAUGAUGGGUAUGCCUGGAAUGGGCAUGGAUCCAAUGGCGAUGCAAAACAUGUUUAUCAAUGGCGGCUUCCCAGGCAUGGGCAUGAAUGGCAUGGGAGGGUUUGGAGGCUUUCAAGGAAAUGAUAACAACUGGAACGGUUCGCAGUCGUGGAACUUUGACCAGAAUAAUUUCAAUCAAGGCAUGGGAUCCAGUGAUUUUGGCGGCUUUAAUUCAGGCUUCAAUCAAAGUAACUACGGUCAGUUCAAUAACUACCGCGGCCGAGGCCGUGGUCGUGGUCGUGGCUACCACAACGGAUACGGAGGCCGUGGAGGCUACCAGAACAACUACUAUAACCAGCAAAACUACCAACAGCAGCAAAACCAGCAGCAGGGACAAGCUGGCGACAACAACCAAGACGACUCUAACGAACAUGCUAAUACUAGUGACACUGGUGUAAACGGAUCACGCGAGCAGGCGUCCGCACCCGUAAAUGCCCCAACCGGGCCCAAGGCUAUGCUCCAAGGGCUCCCUAACACAGGAGCGUACUCGUAUCGAACCAGGCCUCAGCAGCACCAGCAGCAGUCUAACAGCCGCACGCCUGACCAAGGAUCGCAAACUGGCGCCCAAAGCCAGGACGCAGGUAGCCGCCACGGUGAUGCCACUGAGACGAAUACCUCUCAGUACCGUAGCAAUGACUACGACGAUGCCCACAGCCGCGGUAGAGAUGACGACUACUCACGAGGCAACUCCCGCAGCCGUAGCCGCAGCCGCAGUCGCAGCCGCAGUCGCAGCCGCAGUCGCAGCAGAGAGCAUAAGAGCUCUCGCCGACACAGACGGCACCGUUCCACUUCGCGCGACGACCACCGGCGGCAUAGAAGCAGCCGCAAGCACCGCGACGAAGACGAGGGCGACGAAAAGACGGGCGAGAGUACCCGCGAUGCCUCGCCCAGUGGCGAGAAGAAGUCUAGCCGCCGAGACCGCGGUCGAGACCGAGACCACGACCGGAGGGACAAGCACCGCGACGAAGACCGCAAACGCUCCAGCCGAUCCCACCGUGACCGUGACCGCGACCGCGACCGAGAUAGAGACCACGAGUCGUCGUCUAAGCGGCGAGAUCGGGACCGCGAUAGAGACCGCGACCGCCAUCGGGACCGUGACAGAGACAGGGAUCGCAAAGACCGUCACCGCGACAGAGACAGAGACCGGGAUCGUGACCGUGAUAGGGACCGCCCGCACCGGGACAGCAAAAAGGACUCUAGUGUCCCCGAUGACACUACCACCAACAACGAUAAGGACACGCCCAAGGACCCUCACACGCUCGAGCGCGAGGCCCGCAACCGCGAACGCAUCCUCAAAGAAGCCCAGCGCAUGGCUGGUCUCGCAAGCGUAGCAGGCGUCAAGCGCGGCCGCGAGGAUACCGGGAGCGACGAGCGGCGCCGCAAGAGUCGGCGCAGCGAGGAUGAUGACGGAGGCGGUGACCAAGACCACGAUGCGCGGGGCUAGAGGCGCCGACACCUUGCGUUUACGGUGCGCAGGAAGAAGAAGAGGGGACGGCGGGGGGUGUAAAAGCAUGGACGGCGUAUCAAAUCAUUUUUAUCAUCCGCAAAAGAAGGAUGUAGCAUUACCAUCAUCAUAAUCAAAAAAGACAUGUACAUGUCACAUUUAACACUGUGAGGACGUUUUCGUUGUGCAUGUAUGAGAAGAGCGUUUUAUAUAUAAAACAAAGGCUGCAUCAAGCAAUGGUUUGGCUAAAACAAUUGCUCUAUAUCGUCGGGUGUAAGUAUCCCCCAUGCGUAAAAGCAAAAAACAAAAAAACAAAAAAAAAAAAGUAUAAAAAUUCCCUUCCUUUUUCUUCAAAGUAGAGUCUUUCUUCUGAGUAAUGCAAUUCGACACAUCACGUCUGCUGACCACGUAAUGUCCAAGGGUCGUCGACGAUGAUCUCUUCUCUUUUUUGGUCUUCUUUUAGUAUAUACCUUGCGUGCGGUACUGGAAUGUAUCAUAACUGCAGUGGUUGUUAAUAACCUAAAAAGGAAGAGCGGAAGAGAAGUGGAAGAGGGAAAAGGAAGAGAGGUGUAAGAAGGUUACGUACAGUCGUGUGUAGUAACUGCCAAAGGACUUGGCAAUCAGAUCGUUCUCAACAAACGCCUCGGCCUCGUCGGCACUCAGGUGCAGCUGGAACCGCUGGCGGAGGGCGCUCGUGGCCUGUGCCACGCCCGAGUUGUAGCAGGGCAUCUUGGACUCGCGGCCCAUCAUGGCCACCAGAUCGAUGAUGUUGUCUGCUGAGCGGCGGAGAGCUAGAGAGUUGUGUGUUAGUAGAGUACACUAGAUAAGAGGAUAGUAGAAGAACGUACCUUGGAAAGCCUGCUUGCAGAGCUUCUUGUAGUCUUCGUAGUCUUGCGAGCCGACGCCGCCAAGCACGUCGACGUACUCGUGAGUGAGCUUGAACGGGGCGGCUUCGAAGCCAACAGAGCCGGGAGAGUUGGACAGCAUAAAGCCAAAGUCAAUGUGGAUGAUGUGGCCUUCGCUGUCGAUGAGGACGUUGCCGUUGUGGCGAUCCUUGAGCUGCAGAACAUACGAGAUCAUGCUGUAUGCAGCUAGGGAUCGCUUAAAGGCGUCCACACCAGCUCGGUAGGGCGGGCUAUCUGCAGCGCCAAAGGCCUUGGCAAAGUGAUCCUUGAGCGUAGCAAUACGACCUCGAGGGUUCUGUCCUGACUCAAUAGACGCAAGUGUCAGACUGCGCUUAAGUGAGUGCAGAGAUACACCAUUUGUGAUGGUCUCAAUCAGGCCAGACGACUCGCCCGUCACCAGAAUGCGCAUCAGCUUCACCCAAACAUUAAUACCUGCGUCGACCCAAAUCUUAUGGCAUACACUAAUCAACUGGCAAGCAAAGGCUUCUUGGCGCAAAUCGGCACCAGUCUUGACAAUAACACUGACAAGAUCCCAGUUCUUCAUCCAGCCGUACGGCGACGACUUACGGACACGCUCCUUCUUAGCCUCCCAGGCUUCACCAAAGACAGCGGCGCUAGGGUCAUCUCGGUCACCACGGCGCUGCACACCACCAGUCUUGAAGUCGUUUUCCAUUCUUUCGCGGCCGGCGCUGGCAUUGAUGUUAGGGUCAAUCGCUGCACCCUCUUCCAAGUCUGGGUUGUUUGGGCCUGGGCUGGCCGCGGUGCUAGCCUUGGCCAUGAUCGUGUCAAAUGUUGGCUCCUCCAUGUCGAAGCUCUGCUCUUCAAGGCUCUGCAUGCUGGCGAUAAUCUUGGCUCGGAUAGCUGCCACCUCUUGGCGGGGUCGCUUGCCGCUUGUGGCAUCGAGCUGCGCCAGCAUAGACGAGGCCGUUCUCAUAUGCGUAGCCAAUGCUUGGAAGUCGGGGUCAGCCGUCGCAUUGCGCUGUGGUUGCAGGGCGUUGUUCGUCCUCGGGCUAUUGGGUAUCGAUUGGGAGGCUUCUGAUGUUCGAGGUGUCACGCCAUCCAGUGUAGUUGACGAUGUUGUAGCUCCGCUGGACUGACGUUGCGAUGCAUACUGAUGAAGCUGUUUCGACGUCGGUCGAGACUGCGGUUCAUCAUCGAAUGAUUUAAUUAAUGGCGAACUUCCCAAGUCUCCAGACGUCGGCUCAAAAACGCUAUCCACGGCUGGUUCCUGCGUUGGUGUUGCAGUUGCAGUCCUGGGGGUAUCGGCGGAUGAGAGUUCAAAGAGUCUACGGUUGGAGCCUGAGCUUCCUCCAGUCAAAGUUGCGAGCAGCCGUUGGUUGUCCGCGCUAGUGGGGUCAAAAGUAAAGUCGUCACGAAGCACCUCCACCAUCAUGAGAUAUGGCACCUUUUCGGCACUAUUUAGAACUGUCGAUUCGGCGGGGUUCAAUCGCACAAUACGGUGAUGGCGGCUCUUGCUGGGCACACCGUCGGUCAGUGUAGGCGGGCAAAUUACAGGUAUAUCGACUUCAGCUGGCAAAUCCCUGGAAAUAAGAGCAAGCUCUGCACGUAGGGCGCUCAUGCGGGCCUGUUUGGGAACAAUGACGAGCCUGUUAGAGAUGCCCUCCAGCGCGGUCAAGAAUUGCGUCUGAGAUCGGAAAUAAUGUUGGCGAAGGAGGCGUGUCUUUUGGGUCGGUGUCAUAUCAGCAACAGCCUUGGUGCCUUUGGCAUGAUGUGAGUGUCGUCUAUAAAUACUAUCGCUGCGGUUACGGUUCGAGUUCGAGUCGCUAGAGACGUCAGAUGCCGAUUUUGUUGCUGGAAGUUUCGUCGAGGGCAAUGGUAGCGACGACGAGCUCAGCCUAGCCUCAAUGGACUUGAGCUCAAGCUCAGUCGGUCUCCUUGUGUCUGUAGGCAAUGGCUUGGGCUUCGCCAUGGAGGCUGCCGGCGGCGGCGUAACAGCGCUGGUAUCUCUAAUUGCAGAAACCUGUUCCUUUUCUGGCGCGCUCGAUACUCUCUUCUCUUUAGAGAGCUUGGUCGGGGCGCUGGGAAGCACAAUGGGCGGAGGCCUCGCCGACUUGGGGACGUCGUUUCUUUCAUGGGCCAUUUCCGCAAUCAUCUGUGGUUUGCGAGCCUGGGCAACAGCCAGAGGGCCAGCCCAUUUCGGAAGCAUAGGCAGGGCUAUGCUAGCCAAGACAAAGCUCGACAAGACAGUAACUGGGAGGACAUUCUGCCGGAUCUUCUCAUGUCGACCACCCUCGGAGAGAUGAAAUACUAUAUGUUGGACCUUGUUGUACACUCGUCGGCAGACUUGGAAGGCGGCUGAUUGCGGAUUCGAAGACAGAUCGUGGAGGUAUGUUUGAAACAGCCAAAAGGUCUAUUGUCAGGGGUGAAGAGAGACGAAACGAUUAGCCAAACGCGAUGACAAAUAAGCAAAAGGGCCAUAUCGAGUAUGUGUCCUUACCAGUAAAGCAGCAGUGACGGAUUCCUCGCACAAGUCAAGCAGGAACUCUUCAAGAGCCAUGGACUCAUUGUUGAUGCUAACAAUGAGAUGGCAGAGCUGCGGCAGGAAGAAUUCUAUAUCUUCAUAGGGAAACUGCCGCAGCUUGUUGCAGAGGACAUAAUGGAUACCGAUAUGGUCUGCAUAUCGUCUACGCAGAGUCAGCAAAUACACACUUUACCAGACCUUGACCGCGACGGGGGUGCAUGCGGCAGCAUCGAGACUAAGCGAUCCGAGGAGACGGGGGUGGGCAACCCUGAACACUUACUCUAAGUAGGAGACGGAGAGGAAGGGGUUUGAAUUGAAGACGUCGGAUUCAAUGAACCGUUGGAGCAGAUCCCACGACAUUUGUGGCGAUGCUUGCCGGAAGCCGGACUAUCGAAUUGCGAGGGGAGGGUCUUGGUGAUGUCUCCGUGACGGGCGGGGGGAGGGAAAGGAGAGCGGCUAGAUCAAGGUGCUAUGGGCUGGUGCAUGGCGGGGAUGGGCGGUGACGUUGUAAGCUGCGAAUGGGCGAACGGGGGAGCAGCAGCAGGUACGGACAGCGGCUGGCGAUGGCGUUGAAAGGAGCCGGGUUGUAGCGGUCGAACGCGGUGCGUGAUCGGAGUCGUGAUGGACGUUGGUUGUUUGCUGGCCAGUGGUGGUCAAGCUGGCGAUGUUGUUG